UCACGUGACAUUGCUAACUGCUAACAUUUUUAACUGAUCAGAAACCAAAUCUUAGCCAGAUCGACUACUAAAAUUUUCGAUUGAUCUUUUGGUUAAUUCCUGCUUGUUAUUUUAUAUUCUAAUUCAAUCUCCGCGCUAAUACUGGUUUUGUAAAGAUGUGCAGACUUGUGACGUUGUCUCUGUGCUGUUUGCUUGUAAACAGCUACUUUUGCAGUGGAACUGUUGUGGUGUUAGAAGCCAAUCCUAAAGUCAUUCACCCAGUGGUGACAAAGAAAUUCCAUCUUCGAUGUUCUGUCAAGAAAGACAACUGGCAACCUUCCAAUCUUACUAGCACGCAAGGGAGAGAAGUCUCAGAAGUGGCUAAUUUUAAUCAUCUCAUGUCCAUUGUGAUCACAGAAGGCCAAAGGGAGACAAUUGCGAGUGUUACAGGAUGCGACCCACCAGUUGUCGAACCUUCAUUUACAAGACUCCUUCAUGCCGUGGGCAAUGCAAACCAUUCGAAAGAACCAGACGAGAUGGGGUACUUGCUGCUGACCUGGGACAGACCUUUAGCAGAAGACGCUGAUAAUUUUACUUGUCAGGCGUACGCCCUUGACGGGGAUAAGUUUCCAGUUUCUUUAAAUGUCUCCCUGGAAGUGACCGCAAUAGAACCAACAAUGUCUGACCUGACUAGAUACAUAGCUCUUAAUGACAGACACAUCGAAUCUUUAGAGAAACAAUUGACUAAAACACACAAAACCAUUGACAGUGACAUGAAAGAAAUAAAAUCCGAGACCAAUAAAUUGAUUUCUGCAAUGGAUCUCAAACUAGACCAAAUACCCGUAUACAAUAUCCAAACCGGGAGCUUUAAAUGUGAGCAGAAGAGCAUCCAAUUCCGCCAACCGUUCGAGUACACUCCAAGGGUAUUUACAUCCUCUGAAACCUAUAACUGGCAAAAUUAUAAUAAUAGAUAUGAUAUAUCGAUCAGCGUUUUACAUACUAACAACACGGGUUUCACGGUGAACUGUCGCAGUGACCAGGAUUCGAAUAGAUUUAUCAACUGGUUAGCGAUAGAAUAACAUCUGAUGUUGUUUAGUUAUAGUUUUAGUAUUGUUUAAUAUUGUUUAUUAUAGAAAUAGUAUAGUCUACCUAAACAAGAGCCACCUGUACUUGUUUACUUAGAUAAAUCUUGUAUAGUUCACUUAUAUAAUAUCAACCUGUAAACUUUACCUACACGAGAUCGACUUGUAUAAAUGUUUUAUAUAUAUUUAUAUAUAUAAUAUUGUGAUGAAUGUGAUUUAUUAUAUUUAUCUCAGUUGUCGUUAUGUUUUGACCCAAGGCCAAUCUUAGGCAUAGGCAAAGUAGACAGCCGCCUGGGGCCUCCGAUUGUUGGGGCUUCCCACAGGACUAAAAUUAUUUUUUUUAGAGAAGUCCAAAAUUUUGUGGCCAAAGUUAUUGUUAGAGUACACUGUGUUUUAAUUAAAUUGCCAAAUUUUAUUUUUUCACUGUUUAUUUUAUUUUCUUUACAUUUUUGUUUUGGGGCCACCAAUUUCGGCCAGGGCUCUGUUUUGACCAAUAGAUUGACACAUGGAUAUUAGUAGGACGUGGGGAUGUGUACACAGCAUGUCAGAGAUGUAUGUUGUCAUCCAGUGUACUAAAGCCAUACUAUAUGGUAUGACCAAAUAGAAAAACACAUAACUGUGGAAGAUGGACAGAAAGAGAAAUAUACAGGUGUCAGAUCUUAGAAAGAAAGUGAAGAUGGGCAGACAAAUAUAGAGGUGUCAGAUCUUAGAAAGAAAGUGGAGAUGGGCAGAGAAAUAUAGAGGUGUCAGAUCUUAGAAAGAAGGUGGAGAUGGACAGAGAAAUAUAGAGGUGUCAGAUCUUAGAAAGAAAGUGGAGAUGGGCAGAGAAAUAUAGAGGUGUCAGAUCUUAGAAAGAAAGUGGAGAUGGGCAGAGAAAUAUACAGGUGUCAGAUCUUAGAAAGAAAGUGGAGAUGGACAGAAAGAGAAAUAUAGAGGUGUCAGAUCUUAGAAAGAAAGUGGAGAUGGACAGAGAAAUAUAGAGGUGUCAGAUCUUAGAAAGAAAGUGGAGAUGGACAGAAAGAGAAAUAUAGAGGUGUCAGAUCUUAGAAAGAAAGUGGAGAUGGACAGAAAGAGAAAUAUAGAGGUGUCAGAUCUUAGAAAGAAAGUGGAGAUGGACAGAAAGAGAAAUAUAGAGGUGUCAGAUCUUAGAAAGAAAGUGGAGAUGGACAGAGAAAUAUAGAGGUGUCAGAUCUUAGAAAGAAAGUGGAGAUGGACAGAGAAAUAUAGAGGUGUCAGAUCUUAGAAAGAAAGUGGAGAUGGACUGGUCACGCCAUAAGAAAAAAUACCAACAGCAGAGCUAGGCGGGCUUUAGAUUGUGGAGAUGGAUUGGUUACACAUUAACUCUUUCUCUCCGUAAUUAUUUUCCCACAUUUUGACAGUAUUUAUCAUUUUGCUCAUUACUAUUUCACUACCCUGAUAUGAUUAAGCUUAUAUCACUUUUUCGUUUGUUAUUUGAAAAUGUUUUAUUUGGUAUGGAAUCAAAAGGGAAUGCAUGCUCUUUUUAAAUAACACAAAGUCAAGUUUAUGAAGUUUAACAUUAAUUUAAUGUAGUGAGGUCAAAUCAACGAUGGUAUUGUCAGAAGACAAAGGGUUAAGAAAAGAUACAAACAACAGAGACAGUCUAAAUAUUGGAACCCCCCAAAGCAGAGGAAGACCAAAAAGAAUAUGGCAACGCAGUGUACUAGAUAAAGCCGAGAGGACAGGAAAAUAGCUGGGAGGCAAUUAAAAUAAAAUAGCAAGAGAUCGUGGAGAGUGGCGUGUUUUUACUGUGGUCCUAUAUUCCUCGAGGAACAUAAAGGACAAAUGAUGAUUAGUGAUUUCUUAUGUUUAUAAAUAUCCGUUUGCAUUGUUUACUUAUCAAGUUAUGACGUUUUGAUAUAGAAUAUCAACAUGUAAAAUUUGAGUAUAUAAGUUAAACAUUUAGAAUGAUGAAUAAGACUUGUCUCCGAGUCUGAAGAUUAAUGAGGGCUAACAAUGUGACAAUCACGUGGAAUAGAGAAAGUAGUCAAGACUGAAGAGCAGAUGCGAACAUUUGGAUUUGUUUUUUUUUUAAAGGAUUGUUUUGUUGGAUUUAGGAGGAAGAUGUGUUAUAUAGUCUGGUGAAGGAGAAAUGCCUUAGAAACUUUUUUGUGCUAGAAAUUAAAAGACUACCUCGAAAUGAU
Molecule: messenger RNA, 3223 nt
Organism: Biomphalaria glabrata
Lineage: Eukaryota; Metazoa; Mollusca; Gastropoda; Planorbidae
Exons: 2
Coding region: 156-1058 (300 amino acids)
Biological process (GO): cell adhesion
Molecular function (GO): carbohydrate binding
Source: RefSeq, a predicted model, not a curated record